Bombyx mandarina (wild silkworm) is the source of this 1248-nucleotide messenger RNA. Its product is annotated as putative acetylcholine receptor chaperone. Lineage: Eukaryota; Metazoa; Arthropoda; Insecta; Lepidoptera; Bombycidae. Gene Ontology annotation, cellular component: endoplasmic reticulum. Gene Ontology annotation, biological process: positive regulation of protein localization to cell surface; chaperone-mediated protein complex assembly. The record is from RefSeq and is a predicted model, not a curated record.
UUUGUGGGACAUUAUGGAUUUUUUCGCGCGGGCGCGAAAUGUGCUUGCUUCCGACUAGCUGCAGAAUUAGUUCGCUUUUUUCAAUAUAAUUAAAAAUGUUAGAUGUUUUUGCCGCUUAGAGUUAUUCGUCAAAGUGUAACGACUUAGAUUACAACCAUGUUCAGUAAUUAAAAACGUUUCGAAUUAAAAUUAUUAUGUGCGUGUAUUGAAUUGUGGAAUUAACUACAUAUUUCUGCGAUUAAUAUUUCUUAUUGAAAAAAAUGGGUUCUAUUGUUUUGAAAAGUUUAUCCGUGCUUUUGGGAAUAUUUUUUGUAUUUGUCGGAAUCACAAAAUUAACACCUAUGAUAUCGAAAGAAUUGCAUAAGGAUUUGAGAAAGGAGUAUGUUAGAUAUGCAAAAGUAUUCCCACUGACUGAUACGUUGGACUUCAAAUUACCAUCGAAAUGGUACAGGAGGACCGUGGGUGGUUUAGAAAUAUUAUUUGGGUUAGCGUUGGCAGUUGCACCUAAUCAUAAGUUGAAGAACGCCGCGAACAUCGGCCUGGUGUUGCUAAUGAUCCUGGCGGCGUACUCUCACGUGAUGGUGGGCGACCCGUUCGACCGAUGCGCGCCGGCUCUCGUAUUCUUUUUCAUGCUCAGUGGGAGGCUCGUCGUUUGGUAUCAGACGAGUCGACGUGAACAGCUAGAGAAGUCCGCCACAGCCCAGAACGGCAACGGACUAAAGAGGGAUUAAAUGAAGACAUUUUAUAAAUAAGCUACGUUAGCAUUAAUGAGUAAUAUAUUGAACUUUAAAAAUAAGUUUAUUUUAUAUUGUAAAUAUUUUGUUCAAGCAUUAAUUGAUCUACAAUCUUACAUGAAUCACUGUGAUUUCGCUAGUCAAAUCUGUUGUUACAUGUUGCAUUAAUUUGAUGUUACUUUUAUAUUGUUACAAUUCUGUACAAGGCGUAGUUUUGAAAAGUCAUCGGUGAACUAAAAUGCUGGUAUGUUCUUUUUUGUUUAUUAACACAAUAAUGAAUAUGUUUUUAAUUCAUUUAUUUAAAAAUCCUUGAGUUACGAUUUUUCUGUGUUAUGAAUGGAUACACAUAGGUUUUAAAAAUAUUUUUAGCAAAGACGCUGAGUAACUGCAGCCUCUAGUUCGGAUACUGUAGUCAGCGUGCUUAGUGCGAGUUUUUUAACGUUUUCGAUAGCGUAAAAGUUAACUCAAUUUUGUAUGGAGUUGGAACGUUUACCUACGUUUGCCGCUCUGGAGC